CCAUGACAAGCACAGGUCCUUGCAAAGACAUCGGCCGACUCCUUUGCGCCGAAAGAUCACAGUGAGCAGCCUUCGACCAUGACUGCCCAGCGUAUGGUCGUGCGGCCCCUCCGCUCAGCCGCGAGGGCCGUGAGCCAGGCACAGCGGUCGAGGGGAACCACUUCGCGAGCAUUUGCGACGACGAUAUGCAGCCGGAAAGAGGUGGCCGUGGACACAUCCGCCAUCCCGAAUAUGCGACACGCGCAGAGAGAGACGAUCGGCAAACUGGAAGCGCCCAUUGUCAAUCCGAAUGACAGACAUCAAGAGAAGGCCGAAAGCCUACACCAAUACGGGCAGUAUCUGCUGUCUUGCCUACCCAAAUACAUCCAGCAAUUCUCCGUCUGGAAGGAUGAACUCACCAUCUACAUUCCCCCGGCCGGUGUCCUUCCCACCAUCAGCUUCCUCAAAUACCACACUGCUGCCGAGUUCACCCAAGUGAGCGACAUCACCGCCGUCGACUACCCUACUCGUGACGCCCGCUUCGAAGUGGUAUACAACCUCCUCUCCGUCCGCCACAAUGCCCGUAUCCGGGUGAAGACGUAUGCCGACGAAGCCACGCCGGUCCCCUCGAUCUGUGACCUCUACGAUGGCGCCAACUGGUACGAGCGAGAGGUAUACGACUUGUUCGGCGUCUUCUUCACCGGCCACCCCGAUUUGAGACGAAUCAUGACGGAUUAUGGGUUCGAUGGACAUCCGUUGAGAAAAGACUUUCCCCUCACCGGCUACACGGAGAUUAGAUAUGAUGAGGAAAAGAAGCGGAUAGUUGUCGAGCCUCUGGAGCUGACGCAGGCCUUCCGGAACUUUGAGGGUGGCAGCGCAGCUUGGGAGCAAGUUGGACCAGGUCAGGACCGAAAGCCGGAGACUGUAAGUUUUCUUCGAUAGCCCCUCGGAUGCCAUUUCCCAGAGGAAGAUGUUUGCUGACACCAUCCGUAGUUCAAAUUGCCUACGCCUAAGCCUGAGCCGCCGAAGGAGGAGGAAAAGAAGAAGUAGAGCAUGCAGCGUAGAGAUAUAUCUGUACAUAUCUUGCUCCAGUCAGUUCAUCGCAACCAU
Molecule: messenger RNA, 1089 nt
Organism: Neohortaea acidophila
Lineage: Eukaryota; Fungi; Ascomycota; Dothideomycetes; Mycosphaerellales; Teratosphaeriaceae
Product: NADH-ubiquinone oxidoreductase 30.4 kDa subunit mitochondrial precursor
Exons: 3
Coding region: 79-921 (280 amino acids)
Molecular function (GO): NADH dehydrogenase (ubiquinone) activity
Source: RefSeq, a predicted model, not a curated record